CAGGACCGAACAGGACCACAACCGAUCGAGAUGAAUGAUCCAGCUGGAAAAAGAAUGGUACGUUCUAUAGAUUCAUUGUUUCUUUAAUAUUAGUCGCAAGGCUGGAACAAAUACGCAAAUCGCCUCUUGCACUUCUCAAAUUAUUUUAUGGCAAGCCCUUGAAUCCAUCUUAACAUUCAUCAUCGGCCCAUAGGCUUCUGGAAUCUUGAAUCAUACGCGUGCUCCCUGUUGAUCGCUAGAUUCGCUGAGAACAACAGGAACUGAAGCAAAUUUCAUCAUGGUACGUGGCGUUGCACAAUGAUACAGAUAACUUACCAUAAUCAAGGCUCGAAAAAAGUUGAAUCCCAGCACUUCCUUUGAGCAAGCAGCUCUAUUAAACAUAUUUUGCUUGCCUGCCGGACCACUUCUUGGUCAUCAUAGUUAAUGAUUUUUUAGCGGAUGACUCACCUGAAUCCUUGCCCAUAGGGCAAGUAACCUUUAAAAGUUACUUGCCCAGCAAGGAAGUCUACUCGUCCUUUGCCACCAAACAGGUAUUUUCUUCCGAGUCGUGAUAAUUAUUGGAUGUGGUUUCAGGAGUAUACAUAUAUCAUAGUGAUAUGAAGGAUUAAUUUUAAAUCAUUAUGCAGAUCAAGGAAGGCUCGGCUGAGGAGGAUAACACCCUCCAAGAUACCAUAAAAUUCCGAAAAUAAGGCCCUCCAUGGAUAAGCCCCUCCAAAUAUAAGCCCCCCAAACUCAUAACCCAAAAAACCCUUCGUUAAAUCACCCCUCCAAAUAUAAGCCCCCCUGGGGGCUUGUACUUGGAAAUUGUCCUCAAAUGCAAAGUAAAACAAAGCAAAAAUGGUAAAUUUCCUCCCAACUAUAAGGCUAGCCAAAUCGAUUUUGAGAGGCAAAUUUCCCUCCGUAGAUAAGCCCCUCCAAAAAUAAGCCCUUCAAAAAGGGCCUUUGAAAAAUAUAAGCCCCAGGGCUUAUUUUCAGAAUUUUACGGUAUUCAUAAUUAGUCAUAUCAUACAAAAGCCAAAUCAGGCAAUUUUUUUUGUUAUUUAUUCCGAAUAUUUCCAACUAAUUAUGAAAACAUGCUUACUUUGAUGAUGAUCUAUGCAAAGUUCUCGUCCUCGUUUCAUUUGCUUGUUGCUUGGCAGUUUCUUGAUGAAAAGCAAUGUUAUCAUUGAAUCAAGUUGUAUUUUUGCUAUUCUUGUACGUCUAUUCCAGUUUGGCUAUUCAUGUGAAAUCUCCUGCCAUUUUCUCCAACUGUGCCAAAAUAACUAACUUUGUGCCCCUUCUGAUCUGCUCUCCCCUUUUCUGUUCAUUAUCUGUGAAGGUGACUCAUUUUGACGGCAAACAUCAUCCAAAUUUGGUCCGUGGUAGCUGGUUGUUAAAAAAUUAGCCAGGGGUUAGGAUAAAAUCAGAAACUGAGCAUGAAUGAAUAAUAAACCUUUUUCCCUUUUACUUGUUAGUUCCAUAAAUCAUCUUAAAAUUAAGCCUCCCACUCUCUAAUAAGCCCCCCGUUUUCAGGGGAAGAAAGUUAAUAAGUGCACCCUCUCUAUUAAGCCCCCCCCCCACCCCUCUUUCCCCCCAAUCUUUUUUUUCAUCAAACUUAUACAUUUUUUUACCCCAACAUCCCUCUCUCUUCUUUGUCUCCUCCUUUGGGUUGUUGACAUUUUCCCACUAAACUGUGUGUUUUUUUCUACUUUCCCCCCCCCCCCCCUCCUGUCCCCUAAUUAUUCUUCUCUAAUAAAUGAUAGACUGUAUUAAUCAAUCAUGCCUGUCAAACUUUGUGUAGACUAAUCCGGGAUGGUUUAUUUACCAACUGGAAGUUUGGGUUGAUUCUGAUCCUCAGCUGCAUGACCUCCAACCUUCUUGUUCGUGAGCUCCUCCACUUUGUAUUCUAGUUCUUUAUGGAGAACUGCUACCAUAGUCUUUUCUAAAUUAAAUAAUGGCCCCCUCCCAAAUAAUUUCCCCUCUCAAAAGGGCUUGAAAUAUUGCCAGGUUUAAAGGACGAUUUAUGGUAAUAUGAAUAUUGAUGACCCUCUAUUUAGCAACAAGUUACUAUGUCUGCCAACAAAAUUGUCAUUAAAUCACUUAAAAAACAAACCCUCUUUUCUGGCCAACCUUAAAUUAGUGGCCAUGUGUCUCUUCCCCGGGAUGGUCCCCUGAACAGGUUUUGUACCAAAUAUGGCCUCUUUGAGGUUCCAUUUGGUUUACAAUAUUUUUACAUCUAACUGAGUUUACAUAAUUGGACCUUUUUAUAUUAGCUUGUAUGUUUUGCUUUUCCAGUGUUCUCCAAGGAAUUUGUCUUUGUCUUUUCAUAAAUUAUACAAACACACAAUUUUGGAUGCACAUGCAUAGGACGACAUUUGAAAGAAACAGUUCUCUGGGGUACCAAAUGUGGUCUGAAAUGGGAAAACAAAACAUACAUCAGGGACCGCGGAGCAAGGUGAAAAGUGGCAGGGCUGACAAUUGAAAAUAAUUUUUUCACAUUGAAAAUCGAAAAAAGGAAUAAAAUCAUAGUAUUUGAUUUGUUUCUGUCCCGUGACUUUGCAUACUUUAUCCAGUGUAUUUGUUGCUCUUUAUAGGUCGACCAACAUUCACGGUCAGUUCAGAUUCAAUGCAAGAAAAGACGCGAUUACAAUUUUAGUAUAGAAAAUACUACACUGAAGUGAUCUGAAAAAUUUCUAACUAUGGCCGUUCACUGUUCAAGUAAUGUAAUUCUUCCUGCCAUCGAAAAUUUCAUUGAUUCGAAAGGAGAAAGUGACAAAAGAUAAAACUUUUAUCAACUCAAAACAACUACUCACCUUUGUUUGGCUUGAAAAAGCUAGUAAUUUUCUUCAUUUUGUCUGAUAAAACUGAUAAAAAACUCUGCCGGAGCUGGAAGUACAAAACACGCUGCCGAAAGAAGCGAAGGGGUGGCCAAGGCAUGGCGUUUGAUCAAGGGGAAGUCGGCUCCAGAGCACAAUUACCGCGAAAAGCACAGGAGCCCCACAAAAUGCCUGGCGUUUGAAAUUAAAGAAAAUACAGAGAAUAUAGCGGAAUAUAGACGGAAAAAAAACUUGUUUCAAUUCUUCUUUUUUUUUAAUUAUUUUUCUUUUAAGCGGAAAAAGUGGGGGCAGGGGCGCAAAAAAGUGGUGGGGCUGCGGCCCUACCAGCCCCUCCCCCUCCGCGGUCCCUGUACAUGCUAAAAUUGUCUAUUACGUGCGGUGUUUUUUCUUAAUUAAAAAUCAAUGUGUUUGAUCUGUUGAUUCGUCUGAUAAUAAUAGGCUACAAGUUACAUGUAGCACAGUCGAGUGACUUCAGUAUUUAAAAAAACGUAGAACCUUGUUAUAGGUAAAACCUGUAUAAUGUACAGCCAAGUAUAGAUGUUAUGUGUACUUGCAUUGUAGUAAAAUGUACGGAACAACAUUGGGACUUAAACACAAUCGAAAAGUUAAGCAGAAAUUAUCCUGCACAUGCACAGUUUAGUGCCAACAUUACUGGGUGAGAAUUGAAUUUACAUAGUAUCAUAGGAACCAUAUGCAGAAUUUUCACUGAAACACUAGAAUUAUCCCAUAAUUUUCAAUCAACAAAAACUCUCUUAUAAGCAUUGAGUUGAGCUUGCUUAGGGAUUAGAAAAGAAAUGAGGAGGUGAUUAAUUUUACAUGAAACAGGAUUCCUUGCUAAAAGUUUUGACAGUCGAGUCCUCUUCAGGAUAUAAAAUUUUCUAGUUAUGUCAUAUUCAAUUAUUUGUUUCUGAAUUGAUUGAGUAUGAAGAUCAAGAGCCUGGAUUCGCAAAAAAAAAAGCAGAAAUGUGAUGAUCAUAGUGCAUCAUUUAGUCAUCACCAAAAAUAAAGUGUAACUGUUAACUUCAACAAAUAGAAAUCUGAGUGGAAUCAGAUUAUUAAAAAUUAUUCAGUAAUAUACAUUACUUCACAUGGUGUUUGUUUCCUGAUAAGGCUAAUUAGCUUAUUCCUUUGGGCACUGCAGGUCAUAUUCACUUUGAGAGUGACCGAAAGUGUGUCAAAUGAUUUCACUUUGACAAGGUUAAAAAAGAUAAGAUUUUAUCAUAUAUUAGCUCAAUUAAGCUGCUUGAGCUACAAAGAGUGAAGAUAUUCUUUUGGUUCUAAAUGUGUCAUGGGCUGCAGUGAAUUGUUGCACCUGUUAUAAUGAAAACUUUUUCCAGAUACAUUCAAAAUUUGGAUCUCAAAAAACUUGUACAAGAAAUUUUGAUCACUGUAGACUGAGAUUCACUUUUCUUCUUUUUUCAUUGGAAAAAUGGAAUGUAUCUUUCUUUCUGAAAUAUGUCAUGGUUAUGGUUACACCAGGCCAAUUGAGAUGAUGUAAUAUAGCCACUUAAGCAACUAAGGAUAUUCACUGAUCUCAAACUUGUCACCAUCAAUCUCACCUCUCAAGAAACCCCCUUGUUUUGCAACAACUGUACCAUUGAUCACACAUACAGAUGUAGAAAAUGUAAUGUGACCGUAGAAAGCAAAGCUAAUACAUAUGCACAAACCCUAGUGGAUUUUGCACUUGUGCAGCUAAAGAAUUAUGUUCUUAACUUGUCCAGCGGGUAAGUGGUUUUUAAGGAUACUGCGAAUUAUAAAUUAAAGUACCAUAAAUGACCUAAUAAAUGCCCACUUCCAAAUAGACACCAAGGUCUUAUCUAAUAAACGCCCUCUCUAUGUUGUUAAAAUUGUAUUAGAUGUCCCUCUCUAUUAAACACCCCCUGUUUAAUAGACACCCUCUACAGAAUUACUCCAAAGUACUAGGAAAUUUUUUAUUAGCAAACAGGUGCAAAAUCCUUCAAUUCAUUCAGUUUCUUGCUUGAUUGACCAGGGUUUGCAUAUUUCAUCUUAUGCAAUUUAAAGUUUAAGGUAAAGAUAGACUAACGAUAGCCACACAGUAACAAUGACCGAGAUUCUGACAUUGAUGUUGGGAUUUGAAACUCUAGGGAGCCUAGACCUAUCAAUAAGGAGUGGAUAUUCUGCUAUUUUUUAACUCUCUUCACACUUUUGCCAAAAGCAUUUUAGUUUUGUUGAGCUUGUUACAGUCAUGAAAAUAAAAGCCUCUCUCUUUUAGAUACCUCCUAUCUAUUUAACACCCCACUUGGACCGCUAGAAUUAAAUAGAUGCCCCACACAUUUAAUAGGUCAUUUACUGUACUGUAAGACAAAAUUAAUACAUUGUAGUUAAGAUUUUCUCAUAAAUUCAUGCUGAUCAAAAUCUGUUUUUCAAGCUCAUAUGACAAAGUGGAAUUAUUACUAUUGUUAUAAGAAUGAAUUAAUAAAGCAAUAUUUAAUAAAUAGUAACGAAUUACAUGUAUUCGCUUAUCCUGUUCAUCCAAGAAAAUUUCCUGGUUAGCUACAAUAACGUUUCAGUUAAGCUCAGGCAAAGCUGACUUUCUUUGCACACUGAAUACAGUGCUAUGUUUUCUUGUAUAUAAUAAGCCAGUUACAGAUACUUGUUGUGUUUUGCAAGGGUGUCAGAUUACGAAAACUUUCCCAAAGCUUCAUUAAAAAGAGAUCUUAUUCGGGAGGACCCAUGUAACCUAAUACCACUUUUUAGCCUAACAAGCACUCUUCUAAAAUAAGAGUCAAAUAAAGAGAAGGAACAUCCUCUCAACCAAACUACCAACAAAUCUCUAUUUACUCACUUAACCCUCUAAGACCCAGAAUCCACCCAGAAUCCUGUUUUCAAGGCUUCCUCGCCACUUUCUUCCUGUAGUGUUUUUUUUUCUUUGUUUCUUUGUACAUUUUGUUUGGCAAAUAAAAUAAACGAAUUCUCCAGACUAAUCUCCAUACGUUUCUUCAAAGAAUUAGUUGAGAAAAUGUGAAAGAAAUUCAAACAUUAUUCCUUUGGUGAUCAUUUUAUUGAUUUUAUUCUCAUAACCUUUUCUCCUGAUGAUGUAUGGAUAUUGUUGGAAGAAAAUUGAUGAUGGUCAUUCUUUCUUUCCUUCAGUUUCAGUUUCUUUAUCCUGGGAUUUGAAACCGCAGUUACUCUAAAUAUCAUUAUGACAAGAUUAAGUAACUCUUUCUUCACUAAUUGGCUAUUUUAUGUUUUGCUAUUGAGAGUUGAUACCUUACAGUCCUACUUAGUGAGGGUUCAUGAUUUAUGUAGAGGGUGGGGGCAAGAAUUUUUCCAGUUAGUUUUUAGCGGGGGCUAUGGAAAAUAUCUGCCAAUGUGACUGAAGGUUUUAAGGGGGGGAUAGCUAAAAAGUUGCGACAAAAACCAUUACUGUGUUUCCCUCCCUUCUCCAGGGAAUUGUUUGUGUCACUAUGAGACUGGGGUGAGAAGAAAAGACAGCAUGUAAGGGGAUGAUAAGAGGUGAUGGGGGAAGAAGGACCACACCCUUUGCUCUUCCCAUUGUCCCAUUGUGCUUAUUAUUUUUGUUUAUUUUUUUUUAUGUAUAAUGUAUAAUUUUAUUUAUCUAUUGCUAGCGGGAGCCUCUGCUGAGGAAAUAGUCUAUGGGGGCUAUAAAAAAAUUUGGCCAAUGUGACUGAAGGUCUGUGGGGGGGGCAGGUAUCAAAAAAGUUUCAAUAAAAACCGCCACUGUGUUACUCUCUUUUCCCCAUUUAUCUCCUUGUGUCACUAGGAGACUGGGGAGAGGGGGAAAAAGGAGCAUGCAGGGGAUGAUACAUGUAAGAGGUGAUGGGGGAAGGAGAACCACACCCUUUGCCCUUCCCAUUAUCCCCUCGUGCUUAUUAUUUUUGUUUAAUUUGUUAGGUAGGAUUGUAUCGAUGAAUUGCUUGUUGGAACCUUUGCUGAGGAGAUAGUCCGUGUUCUUAAGUUUAUAAUCCUAUUGGUGGUGAAGCUAGACAGUGCUUAUCAGUUUGAUAAAUUUAAGUUUUUCAAUAGCAAUAAACAAAACUGAUUAGUUUUUUGCCUAUUAAACAAUUGUUGUGCUGUGGUUAAAUGUCUUGAUCUAUUCAUCAGGGUUUUGUAGGUGGGAGUGGUGGCAGAGGAAAGGAGGUCAUGUAUUUUCCCUAUAGUUGUUGGAUAUGGAACAACGGGGGAGAAGAUAAAAACAUACCAAAUCAAGGGGGGCUUCCAAAAAUUACACGGAAAAAAAAUCACUUUAGCCCUUCUCUACAUAAACUAUGAACCCUCACUUAAUUUGAUAGAGGCUAUAAAGACCUCACGUCUGUGCAAACAUUUUGGCUUGAUUUUGUAGUCCUGAUCUGCUAUUAUUCAACUCAUUUAAUUCUACUAGCGGAAGACUUAAAAUGUUUUUUGAUGGUGUUUUAUAGAGUCUGAUAUUUCUGCAAAAUUUUUCUUUGCCCCCUGUGCCACCCACCCAUGGUGAACAAAACGUUUACUACGUAGUCCUAGACUGCAUCCAGCCUUUUACGGUUUGGCAAAAACCAUCCCUGUCACCCCUUAAAGGGCAUCCAAAAAAACUAUAUCCCCCAACUACCUGUCUCCUAGAAGGCUUUCCAAAAAUGUUUGUUUUCGACGCCGCCCUCAUGUCACAAUAAAUGAAAGCCACCUCAUUUUCAAUUUUUUUUGUGGUGGUAGCUGUUCUGUAGAGGUAGAGGUGAAAAACACUGAAAAGAUCAAAAGAUAUGUUCUUAUAUUCACGAGCUAAAUUCUGACAUAAGAUCGCACUAAAAGAAACGUCGUUUUGACAGUUUAAGUUCUUUUCGGGGUUAACCACUAACCAUUUUGGCGUAUCUUUGUGCUAGUAAACGAUCACAAAGCCGAUAUCAGUGGAGUGCACCGAACCACUGCAGUUGUCCUGGUGUCCGGAAAUACUUUACUUCACAGGGAGCACAUUUCUCUGAAAAUUUUGACCAAAAAUGCUUUUCGAUCUCCCUACAAUCGAACGAAAACAACUCCAUUGCCAUUGUAAAUGAAAGCUGCCUUGAAAUCGCUUUAAAGUCGCUGCUAGUUUUUGAUAACGAUUUGAACUCGCACCGAAAAAAGCAGCUCGUGUGUCUGGCCGUGCAAACUGGCCUAAUUGUUCUCUCCUUCACCACCGCAUUUCUGUUGUUCCUCUUCUCCAGCACCUCCAUUUCUUAGGUUUUCUUCCUCCAUCACCACAACCACUUUUGUAUUGAUUCCCUUCUCCAGCACCUCCGUCACAUUUGUAUGGUUCUUUUCGUCUGUCACCAUCACCCUACUUCUGUUGAUUCACUUCUCCAGAACAUCUAUCACAUUAAUAUGAUUUUCUACCUUUAUCACCACCGCCACAUUUCUAUUGAUUCCGUUCUCAGCACCUCCAUCACAUUUCUGUGUCAUGACAUUUCUGUGUUGUUCUUCCUUCAUCAAAACUCCCACUUUUCUUUUGUUUUCCUUCUUUUCGCAUUUAUAUUUUCCAUUCUCAAGCACCACAUUUCUACAGUUACCUCCAUCACCCCUACCACCACAUAUUAUCGGUUCUGGUAAUGGACAGUUCCCGCCUGGUUCCCCUUGGAUUUCAGCGUACCGACAGUAAACAACUAUUGUUUAAGCGUGUUUUGAGAUUCUCGAUUUUUCCGAUAGCUUUUGUCCUAAACGUGUUUAACAGAUUCUUUAAGAGGGCUCUGCCUCAAAAAAAAACAAAACAAUUAUUUGCAGAGAAGAUGCAAGAGUGGCACUGUGUUAUUAACUCUACAUGUAGUGUAAACCUGUUGUUUUUGUUAUUUACUCAUAGUAGCUCCAAUUGUAAAACUUUCCUGUGCUCUUUUGGUUACAGCUGUCCCUUAAGACUUUGGCCUUUAAUAAACUGAUCACACCAGAGACGACAAGCGGCCUGAGUUGUCUACAGUCAGCUUGUGUUAAAGGAGACAUCGAGACUGUCAAUGCAAUCUUAAACUACAGUCCAGACAAGCUUGAUAGUGCCAUAGCUAUGGGUAUUAAGAUUGGCUACAACUCGUCGGUUUUUCCUGGCAAAUCUCUUUUGACAGUCUUGAGACUGAAAGGUUCAGAAACGCACAAGCAGAUAAGCGAACUUGUUGAAAAAGUUACAAAACACUUUCAAUCCCAGUCUCUUUUGCACUUGGCUGCAAAAAGGGGAAAUACGGAGCAUCUUCGCAGGCUGCUUGAGUGUGGUGAGCAUGUUGACUCCUUGUCACCCGACCUGAUGGAAGGCCUGAGAGAAACGCCACUGAUGUUGGCAGCUAGGUACAAUGAGGUGGACGUUGUAGAAUUCUUAAUAGAGAGAGGCGCCUCUUUAGAGGCACAGGAUAUAGAGUAUUUAAGCCCAAUUCACCAUGCUGUAAAAGGCGGUAAAAUAAGUAAUGUUCUACGCUUAAUAGAGCUUGGAGCUAAAGUUUCGAAGGAGAAUCUUGAGUAUACGUCCCCCGUUCAUUUAGCUGCUGAAUGUGGCCACACCGAUAUUCUUCGUCUUCUCUUGGAGCACGGUGCAGAUGCUACGAAAUCCGUUGCGUAUAGCGGAACAACUCCAAUUAUGUUAGCUGCUGAGAAUGGGCACUUAGAAACCCUCAAACUUCUUCUAAUAAAUGGAUACGAUUUGGAUAAAGCUGAUGAAAGCGGCCAACUUUGUUUGCACUGUGCAGCUGAGGGAGACCAUUUUGACGUAGUCAAAUUUAUCCUUGAAAGUGGUGGGAAUGUACUAUCAAAAACUGGCUCUGGUCAGACAGUUCUCCAUUUGGCUACCCGUCGAGAUUUGGUCCAGUUUCUUUUUGAAAAAGGCGCAGAUGUUCAUGCAAGAGACUGCUACGGUAGAACUCCACUACAUGCCGCCUCUGGGAAGGGCCGAACCGAUACAGUCAAGUAUCUUCUUGUUCAGGGGGCAAAUGUUGACUCACGUGAUGAUUCUGGAUGUUCGGCUUUGUAUGAGGCUUUGCAGGGUGGUCAUGCCGCUACAGCCAAAGUUUUGAUCGAUAGUGGAUGCGACGUGAAACUUUCAACCGAUCCAAAACGCCGUAAGUACCUACACGGAGACUUGCUCAUAGGCGCGACAUCAAGUGGACGUACAGAAGUUUUAGACAUUCUUUUUCAAAUCGGUUUACCUGUAGAUGAACUUACACUGUAUAAUGAAACGCCUUUGAUGUCAGCAGUGAGAUCUGGACAAUGUGAGACUGUUGCCUUUCUAUUAGACCGAGGGGCUAACAUUAACGGUCAAACCAACAAACCCAAAGCAGAUGAAGGCGAUGAUCAUAAUGCCAGUGGCUCAGACUAUAGUGAGGAAGAUGACUACGCGAGUUGGUACGAGUUCAAACAUCGUCAUCGUCCUCCAUUGUAUUGUGCUCUGGAAGCGGGUCAAGAGAAAGUAGCUAAACUUCUGAUAGAAAGAGGCGCUGAUUCUUCAUACUCGCAAGAUGAGGAUACAUCACUUUCCGAACUUGCAGCUAAGCAUGGCUUCUCUGACAUCCUUGGGCUUCUCGGGUGUAAGGAUGACUUUCAUUGUGAUAAAAUCGUAGAUGGUGACACUUUACUGACAUCAGCUGCUGGACGUGGAGAUAUCAAGUCGGUUCGUUAUCUUCUACAAAAUGGCGCAGACGUGAAUAUGAAAAGCGUUAAAGGAGAAACAGCACUUACCAGUGUCAUUCAAUUUGCUGACCUUCCACGUGUGUUAGAAGUUGUUAAACUUCUCAUUUCGUUUGGCGCCGACAUAAACGCUAAGAACGCCGGUUCUCGAACACCUCUUUCGUUAGCUUGUUCAAGAAAUUUUUAUCAGGUGGCCGAGCUCCUCCUUGAAUUUGGCUGUGAGACCGGUAACAUCUACGGUGAUUCCUUUUCUCCCUUGCACCACGCUUCAGAAAACAACAAUGGAAAACUUGCAGAAAUUUUAUUGCAGUAUGGCGCUGAUGCAAAUGUGAAAGACGACGAGACGACACCUUUGCAUGUAGCGGCAAGUUCUUCUGGUAUUCUUGCAGCUCAGGUUCUCUUAAAACAUGGUGCUGACGUUGAAGUUGUGAAUCUAUCAGGCGAAACACCUCUCGCCGUAGCAGCAAGUCAUGGAAAUUUACCGAUGAUAAAAUUGCUGAUAGAAAGUGGGGCAAAUGUCCAUACCCAGGACAAACAUGGUAGAACCCCUCUCAUUCUCGCCCUAUGUCAUAUGCGGUAUCUUGAGUUUGAAGACGCCGGAGUGGCUGUGGUUCAAUACCUAUUGAAUAGAGGAAGCUCUGUAAAUGCUACCGACGUUUAUGGACGAUCGCCAGUUCAUUAUGUACCUCCUAGUGCCACAAGAGAAUUCUUUGACUUGCUCUUACAUCAUGGUGCUCGUGUGAAUGUGCCUGAUGAAAAUGGAGAGACGCCUUUACAUUUUGCUGCGUCGGUUGGAAGCAGCUCUUCAAUUGAGUGGUUGUUGGAACAUGGUGCUGACGUCAGAGCAGUUGACAGAGAAAAUCGCACCCCACUUCACACAGCUGCAUAUGAAGGCCGCCGCAGUUGUGUCGAGCUACUAAUUCAACAUGGUGCUGAUGUUCACGUCACCGACAACAAGGGAUGGCUGCCUUUGCACCUAACUUCGUUUUCAGGCUGCGCUGAUGUUGCUGGGCUUUUGGUUCAAAAUGGAAGUGAUGUUACAGUGGUUGACAAAAAGGGAAGAACACUUCUUCACUUGGCUGGAAAAUUUGGACAGGAUGAGUUUUUGGAAUUUCUUAUUCAUCAAGGUAGCGACGUUAAUGCACGCGAUCUAAGUGGACAAACAGUUCUUGGGGAAAUAUCCAAAUGUCCUUACAAAAACCCUGAGUGGAACUAUAUCCAAAUAUACCUGAACAAUGGUGGCGACAUAUUCGCAAUCGACACUCCAACAGGUCGAACAACGCUUCAUUUUGCUGCGGAAUGUAAUUUCGUGUCUACUUUGGACAAUCUAUUAAACCAAGGCAUUGAGGUUGACGCAAAAGACAAAAAUGGGGACACUGCUUUGCACCGGGCAGCCGCAUAUGGAGCUUCAGAAGUAAUAGAACGACUGAUUGAUCGAGGAGCGGAUUUGUCUGCCUUGAACAAGAAAGGUCGGACGCCAUUCUUAGUUAGUCUUAAAAGGAAUCCUAACAAAACAGCUUGUGAGAUUUUGCUAAGACGUGGAAGUUCGGUGCAUGUUGCAGAUAACGAAGGGAACACGGCCCUUCACUUCGCUGUCUGUCAACCCAGUGUUCUUAAGGAAAUUGUGAAAAAGGGAGGAGAUGUCAAUGCGGUUAAUAAACAUGGAUGUAGUCCCCUUCACGAAGCUGCUUACGGCGCGUACUUACCAGACUCACCGCGGCUCUUGAUCAAGGCAGGUGCUGAUGUCUGUUGCCAAGAUGAACAAGGAAAUACACCUUUUCACGUAGCUGUUUUGCGUGGCAACAGUAACAUUGCUGAGUUUCUCAUUAAGAAUGGAAGCGACGCCCUUGCUACCAACUUUCAGGGUAAAACAUGCCUUCACAUGUCCAGAUAUUAUGGCGAUAAUCGUCUUUUAGAGAGGAUGAUUCGUCAAGGGCUAGACGUUAAUGCUGUCGAUGAGCUCGGAUGCACUCCCCUUCAUAUUGCCUUGCUUGGAAACGACGAGUGGCUGGUAGAAUUGUUGUUGAAGAAUGGUGGCGAUUGUGGAGCUGUGGAUUAUAAAGGAGCCACCCCUCUUCACGUAGGCUGCUGUUCAGGAGGAAAAGAAACGGUUUCGUUGUUGGUUAAUCACGGAAGGUAAGAUUGCAGGUUUUUUAUGUUGUUCCCAAAACGAAAAUUGCAAAAAGGUCGUGAUGGUGGUCGAGACGGGCUUUUGUCGGUACUUUGAAGGCAAAGUCUUCCCUCUCCUUAGCUGACAUUUUGGAAACAGGGGUAUUUGGCUAUUAUACAGAGGUGGCCUUUAGCCUCUAAAAAUCAAGAGUGGGUGUAUUUCGCUAGAGUAAAAAAGUGGCCCUUGUAGAGAGAGGUGACCGUUAGUGGAGGCUCUGCUGUAACUCAUUCUUCAGUGAGAUAUCGGCUUCACAUUUGAAGUGUCUCCAUCGUUUGGUGACAUAUCAAACACGAUACGCAGAGUUUCAUCCAAUAUCCGGACACCGAUAACUUGGUUGAAAAAAGAGUUUUCUAACCUAUCCUAAAGGUUCCUAGGUAUGGCAUGAAACAGUGAGUAGAUUAAGUUUUGAAUAUAUGAAAAUCAUUAACUGUGGAGUGAAGAAUUAAAUGAAGGAUGAUCAUCGCAGUUAUAUACGCAACUUUUACAGUUGCGAAAAGAAAGCCUGAAAACACUAGGGCUUGUACGAGAUUCGAACUCUUGACUUCUGCGAUAGAGCGCUGCACCGGUAUCGCAGAGGUCAAGAGUUCGAAUCCCGUACGAGCCUGAAUUUUCUUCAGGCUUUUUUUUCGCAACUGCAAAAGUUGCGUAUAUAACUGCAAUGAUCAUCCGUCAUUUAAGUGAGUAGAUUGUCUGAGAUAACUUCUCAGAUGAACAACUAUUCUUGGAGAAAGACAAAGCUACUAAAGUUCGCAAAAUGUUUAUGGUAAUUAAGAAGUGAUAUCCAAAGCAUCUGACGGUAGUGAUUUCCUUUCCUUUCUAUUCAUAUAUUAUUACUGGUUUGUGAACGGUAAUUCACAAAUAAUGUGAAAAAUCGAAGCUUCAACAUCCCCCCAGGUAUACCCGAAGCAUUUGACACCUUUGCCGUCCCGGGGAAGGGGAUUUCAUGAUCAGGAUCUUUCGGGGGGUGGGGAAUUUGAACCAUAGACUCAAUUUCAUGUGACAUUUAUACUGUGCACGAUGUUAUCUAUUGCAACCUGUCUGCAGACUCUGGUUCAAGAGCAUUAGAAAGCCACCACAUAGUAGAGAAAUACGGUUUAAAUUUCCCCGGGGUGCAAGCACUUGAUCACCUAAAAUGUAUCUGUGAUAGGGCAUUUGAAAGACUUUUUGGCUCGGGGAAGGGGGAAAUUUGGGGGUUGUCCCGGGUGAUGUUGAAGCUUCGAUUUGACCGAUACAUAAUGACCACUUUUUUGCCGCGUCGGACGAGUUCGCUCUUGUAUUGAACUCCCAGCAACACUCACUUCUUAGUUCUACAAACGCCAGUUAUAGCUGUUCUGAAGUCUUAUUGUUUUGGAGAGGUGUAACUGGAUGAAUUGCAACUCAUAAUUCCUCAUCUCUAUUUUCGAAUGUCCCAUAGCACACUCAGUUUGCCCCCAAAAUGUCGCAUAAACCUAUUGUCGUCAAAUGCUCCUGGGAGGUCGUUAGAAAACAAUAACGUAUGAAAAAUUUGUAGGGCACACAGUGUAUUAUGGGGGAUUCGAAUAUAGCUAAUUAACAAAACUUGCUUUGCGAUUUUUUAAAUCUUUCGACUUUAAUUUGUAGUAAUCUCGAAGCUAAGGACUACAAAGGUUGCACUCCACUUCACAUCUGCGCUGUCUUCGAUCACAAAUCCACAGCUUGUUUACUUCUUCAGAAUGGAGCAAACAUUGAAGCCAGGGAUGAAGAAGGGAGUACUCCACUGCACCUUGCUUCAGCCUUCAGUGAUGCAGAGGUAGUUAAACUGUUUCUUGAGCAUGGUGCAAGGGUUGGUUCAAGGGAUUCAGAAGGCAGUAUUCCGCUUCACACGGCUGCUGCACUCGGUAGGAUAAAAUGUAUUCCAGUGUUAAUUGAUGCAAGAAGUGACGUCAACGCGCGUGAUGAUAAUGGAGAGACACCGCUGCACGUGUCUGCAGGCUCUGGUCAUCUUGACGUAGUUCGUCUGUUGAUGAAAAAGGGAGCAGAUUUGUUUGCAGUAGACAAGGAAGGGCGUACACCGAGUACAUGUGCUCAACUGUUUGGACACAAAGAAGUGGAAAAGUGUCUACAGGAAAGAUCUAGCCUAUCACACAAGGGUAUUAGUCUUUCAUCGGAUCUUAAAGAACUGAAGGUUUUUUAGUUAUUAAGUCAUAGCACUUGUGAUGUCGAACUGGUCUUCAAGUUGAAAAUGACGAGGGCCAUGUUAAACGGACAUGACCCUUUGGGUAUGUUUCAGGUACAGUGGAACCUCGAUAUAACGAACCUCUAUAUAACGACGUCCGCGGUAUAACGAACGAUUUUCUUUACCCCAGUAAUAGUAAAAUAUAUGAAAAAGAGCCUCGAUAUAAUGAAACCUCGUUUUAGUGAACCCAUUUUGCCAGUCCCUUGGCCCUUCGUUUUAUCGAGGUUCUACUGUGCAAGUCUUCCCCUUCAUACAACUUUUGCAUCAAACAUUUUAGGGGUGCAUUUGUACUCUAGCUGUGGCUUACAACGUUCGAAGGAGCGGUCGUACAGCAUGUCCCUAAAACAUAAUUAACAGCUGAAAAAUCAGUCACAACGACCAGACUACUUCGCGUUAGUGCAACGGGACAACCACAAAAAGUAAAGUUGUUAUGGGUUACAUGAUUUAAGACCGAAGUAGCGCGCAGAUUGCAUGAGCCGAGAGAGUGUAGAUCAUUUUUUAAAAAUAGUGACGCGUGAGUUAUUGAGCUAAUACCCAUCCUGGUGUCUGUGACUGAGGCAUUGGUGGAUUCUAGUUGAGCAGCUUAAAAAGGCCCUGUUUGCACUACGCAAAAUUUUGUUUGUCGUGCAAUAAAUUUUUCUAACAGGAAGCCAUUAAUUGUGCGAACGAUUUUUUCACCUACCAAAAUAUUCUCAAGUGUCACCAAACUUCAAAGAUACUAUGGAGAAUAUUUGAAGGCCGAUAAUUUUUUGUCAUGUGACAAACUCCUUUGUUCGUUGACAGCCAUUCUUCGUCGGGUCAUCUUAUCUCGCGAACAUGACCAAUUAAAGUUCCUUUAAUUGAAGUUUCUAGUUAUACGAAAAAUUUCGCGUAUCUCAGUGACGAAAAAGAAUGCAAAAACGAAAAAUUGGUGAUUACAAAAUUUUCAAGUUUUUUGCAAAUGCUUAAGUCUAUUUUUCGUCGUAGGGCGAACAGGGUCUAACAGAUAAAUUGUAAAAUUACUUUUCCCGUUAUGACAUUUUAAGAGGAAGUUAGAGGGGAAGUCUCGGGAGAAUUCUCCGAAGAUUUCGUGUAAACGUAUCUUAACACAUAAAGAACACUAGGGGACGCGCAGAAUGAUCUGGAAUAAUCAAAGAGAAAUCAAAGAGAACUAA
Messenger RNA from Porites evermanni, 15918 nucleotides. Lineage: Eukaryota; Metazoa; Cnidaria; Anthozoa; Scleractinia; Poritidae. The record is from the annotation of a GenBank genome assembly.